Molecule: messenger RNA, 432 nt
Organism: Ilyonectria robusta
Lineage: Eukaryota; Fungi; Ascomycota; Sordariomycetes; Hypocreales; Nectriaceae
Exons: 1
Coding region: 134-355 (73 amino acids)
Source: RefSeq, a predicted model, not a curated record
GCAACUGAAAGGCAGCGCGCGGCAUCGGUAUCGGCACCGGUAUCUCCGUCCGACACCGCCCGACCAGGGGGGUGGCGUGGCUGCAUGGCGGGUGGUUGGAGGUUGCAGCUUUGGAGGGCUGGUAAGUUGGAGGAUGAGGGGCCAGGCAGAGGCGCGAGCGCCCUCUCUCGACAGGCGUCAUUUCUCCCAACAUGGUCAGCUUCGCCGCAUCGACAGUGCUCCCAGUAUCAGGUCGUGUCCAAUGCCUGCGUUCUGUCAGGGAUCGGGCGGCACUUGCACCGAUGCUCGUGAUGCUGCCUCGUCUCGCGCCAUCCCAGAUGAGGCCAGAGAAUCGUUCUGCACAAAACCAGGGUGAUGCACAAGGGGAUGAAAAACGCACUACAAAUGUUCAUGUUGCUCGUCGGGUUCGGAGGGGGAGGGGCGAGUUUAUCG